CUUGGGUUUGUCACGUCCGUGCUCGGUCAAGUGCCGACAGCCACACAGCCCGUGGCCCCGUACGACUCGUUUGGCUACCUGAUCUAUGCGCAGAACGGAUCCUCGGUUCAGCGCCGUGUCAGCGAUGUAAUGCCAGGGGACGUGAUCGUCAUCCACGACGCGAAAUUCAAGGGGCACAAGGGCUUGCAGAGCUACCAUCAGACCGUUGGGACAGACGCGCCUCUUUACGCAAUCAUCGGGGAUUACGAGGUGAAGAAGGCCAAGGUCAAGGUGUUCCAAGCGAAUCAGCAUGUAGGACAGCAGACUGUGGAAUCGGCUAGUUAUCGCCUCGAGGAUCUCAAGAGUGGAAGUGUAAAGGUA
Postia placenta MAD-698-R-SB12 is the source of this 360-nucleotide messenger RNA. RefSeq lists its product as hypothetical. The transcript is spliced from 2 exons. The annotation marks the transcript as partial. NCBI's taxonomy places the organism in Eukaryota, Fungi, Basidiomycota, Agaricomycetes, Polyporales, Adustoporiaceae. The record is from RefSeq and is a predicted model, not a curated record.